This is a messenger RNA of Amoebophrya sp. A120, 740 nucleotides long. The record is from the annotation of a GenBank genome assembly. Lineage: Eukaryota; Dinophyceae; Syndiniales; Amoebophryaceae.
AUGGUCUUGAAAACGGACGAACUAAACCGGGUCCACAGGCGGAAAGUCUGCUACUUGGUUUGGAUUCCGAUCUGCCAGAUGUCCAUUCUAGCCGGCGCGAUGACGCAGGUGUGGUCUUUCAUUUUCUUCUAUCCUGAGAAAAACGCCUGUACUGUUCUUCCCACCCAAGAUUUGUUAUGAAAAUCUGCAUGGCUCAAAUGUAUGAUGUCAUGCGCUGCGCCCCCAGAGUUGUCAGGUGCGACAACCCAAAAUUGUUCGUUUGUGUAUCAAUUUGCCCGUCUACUUGAGUGUGGGGCAAUGACGUUUUGACGCAGAAUAUUUUCGGGAUGUUCUUCAGUUCGCCCGGGCCGGCUCUGGUGGAAGAUUUGUGGCAGUGGCGGUGGCCGGUAAAGAAUUUUGAUUUUGCGAAAGAAAAAUCAAGAUCUCCAUUAGAGGUGGCUGCUGUUGACGAGAGUCCUGCGACUGGACAAGAUGAUUUCCAAGAAAGCAGCCAGCAGUCGAGGCCGAAGGACACACACAUGAAAAACACCGGCGGCGCGAUGACACCCACUGCAACUCAUCUUGCAAUGCCAAUGUCGAGCACCAAUGGAAAGGGCCCCCAAUUCGCCCCACAGGCAAGGAAAGGAGGAUGGGACAACUGCGGCGAUUUCAAAAAUUUUGUGAUGAUAUUGCUCAAAUUUGGUCUGCGCGCAUGCGUGACACUGGUCACACUCUGGGGAGGAAUGGGCUAUCGACAUUGA